Messenger RNA from Juglans regia (Persian walnut), 1636 nucleotides. RefSeq names its product tyrosine aminotransferase-like. Gene Ontology annotation, molecular function: pyridoxal phosphate binding; transaminase activity. Gene Ontology annotation, biological process: biosynthetic process; amino acid metabolic process. The record is from RefSeq and is a predicted model, not a curated record. NCBI's taxonomy places the organism in Eukaryota, Viridiplantae, Streptophyta, Magnoliopsida, Fagales, Juglandaceae.
UCUGGGCGAUGUGAUUCUGAAAAGAUUCAUAACGUCUGCUCCAUCUUAGCUUUGACUGCACAUCCCACUGAGCCGUCGCCCCCUCCCCUCCGAAACCAAGAAAUGGAAAACGGGACUGAGAGAUGGCGUGUUAGGGUGAACGAAAGGCUGAACACGACGUCGGCGAUCACCGUCCGAGGUGUUCUCAUGAAGCUAAUCGGAAGCCUUAACAAGGAUGAUCCUAGGCCAACUGUGCCUCUCGGCCAUGGCGACCCCUCCCCGUUUCCCUGCUUCCGAACAACCCCCGUAGCUGAAGAUGCCAUUGUUGAUGCCGUCCGCUCCGCUAAGUUUAACUCUUAUCCACCGAGACAUGGUAUUCUUCCGGCAAGGAGGGCUAUAGCAGAUUAUCUGUCGUGUGAUCUUCCAUAUGUGUUAUCACUGGAUGAUGUUUAUCUCACAAUUGGAUGCAUUCAAGCCAUUGAAGUAAUACUAACAGUUCUAGCCUGCCCGGGUUCCAACAUUCUGCUUCCAAGACCCGGCUUCCCAUACUAUGAGGCUCGUGCGGCAUCUCUACAACUCGAAGUACGUCAUUUUGAUCUUAAUCCAGAAAAGGGUUGGGAGAUUGAUCUUGAGAGUGUUGAAGCCCUUGCUGAUGAGAAUACCACUGCCAUUGUCAUCAUAAACCCCGGAAAUCCUUGUGGAACUGUCUAUACACACCAGCAUUUGAAGAAGAUUGCAGAGACAGCAAGAAAGCUGGGCAUUCUGGUGAUUGCCGAUGAAGUUUAUCAUCACCUCACUUUUGGAACAAACCCAUUUGUGCCAAUGGGAGUAUUUGGAUCAAUAGUGCCUGUCAUCACUCUGGGGUCUAUAUCAAAGAGAUGGCUAGUACCAGGUUGGCGACUUGGUUGGCUAGUGACAUGUGAUCCUAAUGGCAUCCUUAAAAAAUUGGGGGUUAUAGAAAGCAUUAUGGGCUGUCUCAAUAUGACAUCUGAUCCGCCAACGUUUAUUCAGGGGGCAAUUCCACAUAUCCUUGAAAAAUCUGGGGGGGAUUUCUUUUCAAAAACUAUUGACACCCUUAGGGUCACUGCAUACACAUGUUAUGAUAGAAUUAAGGAAAUCAGUUGCAUUACUUGCCCAAACAAACCAGAGGGAUCCAUGUUUGUGAUGGUGAAGCUAAAUAUUUCAUUAUUGGAAGACAUUAAUGAUGAUGCAGAAUUUUGUCUCAAGCUGGCUAAAGAGGAAUCAGUUAUUAUUUUACCAGGGGCAGCUCUUGGAAUGAAGAACUGGUUGCGCAUAACUUUCGCAAUUGAUCCUUCAGCUCUUGAAGAUGGAUUUGAGAGAAUUAAAACCUUCUGCCAUAGGCAUGCCAAGAAAAAUAAUAUUUUCUCAGUUAUAAGAUCGAGCAGUGGUGAUCAACAACUAUGCAUUGGAUCUCAUGUUCAAGCUGGCUUCUCAUGGUGCUUUAGAUGAAUGUUAAGAACCAUUUUUGGGUUGGGAUUUGUUAAUAAAAUUCCCUAAUUCCCUCUUUGAAGUUUUGCUACUCAAGCAAGACUUAACAGAGGGAGGAUGAUGACUAGUGAUUGGGAACUUCUUGUUGCAUGAUCUCGUGUUGUUAAUAAUAUGUUGAUGAUUAGCAUCAUCAUCGUGAUGCAUGAUC